AUGCCUAGGAUCUCACCUAAACUUGUUAAACAAGCACUCAGAGAUUCUAGAUUACUACCUCCAUUGCUUCGAGCAAAUCCAAAUUUGGAACAAGCAAAAUUGGAAUUAAAAUGGAUUAAAAAUGAAUUACCAAAAAGUCAAUGGCAUGAUGCUAUUCGCAGAAGAUCAAAAUUGGAACCUUUACAAUAUAUCCUUGGGUCACAACCAUUUGGAGCAUUAGAUAUACUAUGUCGACGAAACGUAUUAAUUCCAAGAUGGGAAACUGAAGAGUGGGUAAUGAGAAUAUCUGCUUUAGUACGAAAGUAUCAUUCACAAGCAGACGGACAAUUGAAGAUUCUAGAUGUCUGCACUGGAUCUGGAUGCAUACCGUUAUUAUUGAAUUAUGAAUUAUCCGAAGUUCAAAACAUACCUCUAAAAGUACAUGGUUGUGAUAUUUCAAAAGAGGCUGUCGACCUAUCUAUGACAAAUUUGAAAAAGUAUGAAGAGAACUACCCACUGAGUUCCCACAAUAUUGAAUUCAGUAAAGAAGAUAUAUUUGAUGAAAAUCUCUUGCAGAAUAUACUACUCGAUAAAAAAUUGAGUUUGGUUACAUCUAACCCGCCAUAUAUACCAAUUCAUGACUUCAAUUCACCUGUACUCAUAAACGGUAUAGAAAAAUCAGUAAGGCAAUAUGAACCAUCGAUUGCAUUAGUUGGAGAAAAUGAGUUUUACGAGGCUUUAGUAAGGAAUGUCAUACUCAAACUGAACCCAGAAGGUUUUGUUUUCGAAGUGGGGUACAUUGAACAAGUAGAGUUUGUAGCAAACAUGCUAGCACAGAAAUCCUAUUGGCUGUGUGGCAUGAUGAAAGAUAGUUCGGGAAAUGUUAGAUGUGUUGUUGGAUGGAUGAAGGGUUCGAAAAUGCAGUCCUUACAAGAAGUAUGUGAGGUAAUUUACUAG
Molecule: messenger RNA, 936 nt
Organism: Debaryomyces hansenii CBS767
Lineage: Eukaryota; Fungi; Ascomycota; Pichiomycetes; Serinales; Debaryomycetaceae
Product: S-adenosylmethionine-dependent methyltransferase
Exons: 1
Coding region: 1-936 (311 amino acids)
Biological process (GO): protein methylation
Cellular component (GO): mitochondrion
Molecular function (GO): protein methyltransferase activity
Source: RefSeq, a predicted model, not a curated record